GAAAUCUUAAUAGAAGACUAAAGAGAUGCUCUUUAAAACCAUACCUAUAUAAGGGGUUCGGGGCGUUCUUCAAUCAGAAUAUCCUCACAAUUAGCUAUAUCUUCGCAAUCAACACGUUCUUGUAUAUACAAAAGCUACAAACAACCGAAGCCAAUGGCAAACAGAACCAAGACUGCAACUAUUUCAUCGCCUACUUACAUCGAUUUUGAACCUUACUGUGAAUGGAAGAAAGAGGAAGGAACUGAAACUUUAGACUUCCAUCUUCCUGAUUUCAAGAAAGAUCAACUAAUAGUUCAAGUCAAUAAUCUUGGAGUUCUCAAAGUAAGCGGAGAGAAGCCGGCAACUGCAGAUGGAACCAAAAGAAACCGUUUUGUCAAGGAAACAAAGAUACCACAAGGCUGCGACAUAAAUGACAUUCGAGCAAAGUUCAGUGGCGGCCACCUUCAUGUUACCAUGCCGAAAAAAGCCUCUCCCCAGAUUGAGCAGCAGCAGAUGAAGCCAGAAACAACAUCAUCAAGUGCUCCAAAACCAGAGGUUACUCAAAAGCCGACAUCAGAAGCCCAAGCUCCUAAAGCAGAAAAGCCAAAGGCUCCAAGUUCAGAGAAUGGUAAAGCAGGAACAAGUACUAGUUAUGAUCAGGCAAAGGGUGACAACAAGUUUGGGCUUGGAAGCUCCGUGGGAAGAUUGCAAGUGCAUAAGAAGGUGAACGUGGGUUUAGGAGUUGCAGUAGCAGCAGUCGUCGCAAUUGGAGUCUAUGUAGCUUUUAAAUAUGGAUCUAGCUCUUCUCCUCCUUCAAAUAUUGAGGACUAAGGACAGACAUGGCAUCAAAUAACUUGAUUUACACCCUAUGUGUUUGUGUAUCGCCUUUAAGGCUUUAACAAAUGGUAUCCUAGAUCAAACCAGGGUACAGAUAAUUUAAUGCAUGACAAAAAUGCAUCAAGAAAUGAAUAAUAUUAUUU
Messenger RNA from Chenopodium quinoa (quinoa), 959 nucleotides. Its product is annotated as inactive protein RESTRICTED TEV MOVEMENT 2-like. The transcript has 2 exons. Lineage: Eukaryota; Viridiplantae; Streptophyta; Magnoliopsida; Caryophyllales; Amaranthaceae. Bases 154 to 810 code for a protein of 218 amino acids. The record is from RefSeq and is a predicted model, not a curated record.